Molecule: messenger RNA, 1275 nt
Organism: Spizellomyces punctatus DAOM BR117
Lineage: Eukaryota; Fungi; Chytridiomycota; Chytridiomycetes; Spizellomycetales; Spizellomycetaceae
Product: tRNA pseudouridine synthase A
Exons: 9
Coding region: 1-1275 (424 amino acids)
Biological process (GO): mRNA pseudouridine synthesis; tRNA pseudouridine synthesis
Cellular component (GO): nucleus
Molecular function (GO): RNA binding; pseudouridine synthase activity
Source: RefSeq, a predicted model, not a curated record
AUGUCGCUUGAAGCCAGUGAAUCGGAGACUACAGAGGUUAGAACACUCAAGAGGCCCAAGCGAAAGGUGGCAAUUCUCUUUGGAUAUGAUGGCAAAGACUUUGCUGGUUUACAACAACAGCCGAAAUCCCAGUCUGUCACUACCAUUGAAGACCUGCUACUUGGAGCACUUGUUGAAGUCGGGGCCAUUUCGGUUGAUAACGGCACAAACGUGGAAAAGAACUCUUGGACACGUUCCGGGCGGACAGAUCGCGGUGUGAGUGCGGCACGCCAGCUGAUCUCGUGCAAAAUCAUGUUGGAAGAUCCUAGGGCGAUGGUCCAAAAGCUCAACGCAGUGCUUCCAUCCGACAUCCGAGUAUGGGAUAUCAUUCCCACCCCAAAAAACUUCAACGCUCGUCGCACAUGCGACAGCAGAAAGUACGAAUAUGCCCUACCCACCUAUGUGUUCCGAGAUCCACCUCCCGCUGCAUAUUACGGUCCAAACAGCGAAGCACCACCUUUACCUGUCAGCGAUGAAGAUAUCACAAUGAUACAACUUCCCAUCUCGCAGCCAACACUCGAAGACAUAGACUGUGACCGUCGCUUUCGCGCAACUGCGGAGCAGAUCGCAACGUUCCGAGCCAUAAUGACCUCCUUUCAAGGUGUUCACAAUUUUCACAAUUUCACACUUGGAAGGUCAUUCAAGGACAAAGCUUCUGUUCGACGCAUGAUUCAAAUUCAGGUGCUAGACCCAGAGGUGCACGAUGGGGUUGAGUGGCUAAGAGUACGCCUUCAUGGUCAAUCAUUUAUGCUUCAUCAAAUUCGAAAAAUGAUUGGUCUCGCUAGUUUGAUGGUGCGCACGCAGACCCCAAUCAGUAUCAUUCCAGAAACUUUGACUUCUGUGAAGUUGAACAUUCCGAAAGCCCCAGGGACUGGUCUUCUCAUGGAUGAGCCACUUUUCCAGUCAUAUAACACGGCCGACAAGCGACGAAUAGAGUCCGGAAAGGACCCGAUCGACUUUAGUCUCGCCGCGGAAGACAUUGAAAAAUUCAAACAGCAUAUAUUGGCAGGAAUACGUCAAGAUGAAAUGGUCAAUCAUAGAUUUGGGCGCUGGGCACGGUUUAUAGAUUCCUAUUCAUUUACGUUUGCCACCUAUCUGAACCGGGACGGCAUUGUCCGUCCGUGCUAUAUACUAGGUUUACCUUUACGAGAUAGCUCCGUAGAUAUUAAAGAUGUGGUUGAUGUGGGGAAUGGGGAUGAUGGUCAGCAGUGUGAUGAACAAGACCAAAACGACUGA